UUAUUUUCCAGAACCCGGCGCCUUAAUUUCUGCUGGACGGACUUUAGCGAGGCAGCAGCGGCCAGUCUAUUCGAACGGUUGCCGUAUCUCGAAAGCGUCAACCUGGGUGCCAACCGAAACCGGGUGGUUGGUGCAAAUACGGCUGCAAUCAAAAGCCUGACAGAGCAUUGCAUAUACAUCAAGGAGCUCACGGUAUCGCUACAGCAGAUCAGCGAAUCUGUGCUUUGCGAAACCAUAGCUCAUUACGGACCCCAGCUCCAUAAACUAUCCAUCCGUUGUGACGGCAGAGAAACUUUGAAAUCCGUAGCCCAGCAUGCAACCCAUGUUAAAAAUUUGACUAUCCGCGCUGCUGAAGAGGACCACGGCAGCAUUGUUGGGAUUUUACAACGGUGUAGAGAGUUGGUGCAUUUGGAAAUGGUAUCGUGGAUGGUACAGGACGUGCCAACAGUUGUG
Zychaea mexicana is the source of this 453-nucleotide messenger RNA. RefSeq lists its product as uncharacterized. The annotation marks the transcript as partial. NCBI's taxonomy places the organism in Eukaryota, Fungi, Mucoromycota, Mucoromycetes, Mucorales, Lichtheimiaceae. The transcript is spliced from 2 exons. The record is from RefSeq and is a predicted model, not a curated record.